This is a messenger RNA of Knipowitschia caucasica, 510 nucleotides long. Lineage: Eukaryota; Metazoa; Chordata; Actinopteri; Gobiiformes; Gobiidae. The record is from the annotation of a GenBank genome assembly.
AUGAAACACGACUACGAUAAAAUGUUCAAACUGAGUGAGAAGAUCCUACUGCUGUGUGUGGGAGAGGCGGGGGACACGGUGCAGUUUGCAGAGUACAUCCAGAAGAACGUGCAGCUCUACAAAAUGAGAAAUGGUUAUGAACUCAGUCCGUCGGCCGCAGCCAACUUCACAAGAAAAAACCUUGCAGAUUACCUCCGGAGCCGGACUCCAUACCAUGUGAACCUGCUGCUUGCUGGUUUCGAUGACGUUGAUGGUCCUGGACUCUUCUACAUGGAUUAUUUGUCCUCUUUGGCCAAAGCUCCGUUUGCAGCUCACGGCUACGGAGCUUAUCUUACACUGUCCAUCCUCGACCGCUACUACAGACCAGAUUUGACUCGAGAAGAAGCUGUGGACCUCCUGAAGAAGUGUGUGGAGGAGUUGAACAAACGUUUCAUCCUGAACCUCCCGUCCUUCAGCGUCAGAGUCAUUGAUAAACAGGGGAUCCACGACUUGGAGAAGAUCUCUGUCUGA